AUGAAACAACAAAGUUCAUUUGGAUAUCAAAACUUAUUGGACUUGAUUUGUUACAUCAAUACUUUAAUCGAAGAACUUGGUGCAUCAAUAGCUACCGGCAUUUUAAAAGAAUUUUAUGAUAAUUUAAAAAAUAAAGAUACAAGUACCUCAACUGAUAUAUUUUUAAGGUAUAUAUGUGCUUUGGUUAGAUUAAAAAUAAUGGACGAAGUCAUUUUAUUAGAAAUUAUUCAAGAGUUCUUAGCGGAAAAUAACUAUUACUUUGUUUCAAAAGUAUUACUAUUAUGUGGGGAUCAUAUUUUCGAUUCAAAUAAGAGUAUCCACGACCUUCUAAUAAAUAAAUUGAAUUCCAUUUUAAAUGAAAAUAUAGAUACAAAGACGAAUGAACUAAUCAUUUCUUUGCUAGACGAGGCAAAGGUGGAUUACAAACAUUUACGAUUGCAAAAAUACGAAUGGAAAUAUUCGAUGACCCAACAUGUAAUAACUCUAGACACUUUAACUUCUUUUAAGUUUUUAACAGAAUUUCAAUAUGAUGAAAAUUUUGAUCAACUAGAACUGGAUUACCAAAAACUGUAUCGAGAGAAAAUAAUACCCUUUUUUGAACAAAUAGAUCCUGACAUUAACGAAAAAAAGAAUGAUGAGAAUACUACUUUAAUCAAAGUUACUGAUAUGAGUAACACUGAGACCAUUGAGUUUAAAAAGAAAAUAUAUUUAAUAAUAAAAGGAUCCUUGUCUGGUGACGAAGCUGCACACAAACUACUUAAAUUAAGGCUUCCAGAUUUUCAAAAACCUUUAGCUGUAGAUGUUAUUAUAAAAUCUUCAUCGCAGGAAACGACAUAUUCCAAGUUUUACGGCAUACUCGCGGAAAAGCUAUGCAAUACUCAUAGUUCAUGGCAGAAAGCUUUUAAAGAGAUAUUUAUUGAGAAUUACAAUAAUUGUAACGAUUAUGAACCUAAUCAACUAAGAAAUAUUGGUAAAUUUUGGGGUCAUUUGCUAGCCACGGAUUAUGUUGGUUUUGAGGUUUUCCAGUGCAUACAUAUGAAUCAGGAGGAAACGACCCCCGCUGGAAGAGUUUAUAUCAAGUUUAUAUUCCAAGAACUAGUGGCAGACUUGGGCGUUAAGGAGUUAAAAGAAAUGUUGGAAGAACCUUACAUUCAACCUUACAUAAGUAAUAUGUUUCCUAAAGACGAUACGGAUCCUGAAAAAAUUAGAUUUUCUAUUAAUUAUUUUACUGCCAUUAAAUUAGGGAUUCUUACUGAACCAAUGAGAGAAAAAUUAUUAAAAUUGGAACAAAACAAAAAAGAAAUUGAGGGUGGUUUUGAUCAUAAAAAUGAAUUUGUUGAAGCUAAUAGAGAAAGAAGGAGAAGAGGAAGAAGAAGGAGAUCUUUAUCACCAGAAAGGAGAAUAUCGGCAAACAAACACUCGUCAAGAUAUUCAGGCCAUCCCUAA
Saccharomycodes ludwigii is the source of this 1446-nucleotide messenger RNA. It is a transcript of the gene CWC22, whose product is annotated as U2-type spliceosomal complex subunit CWC22. The coding region runs from base 1 to 1446 and encodes 481 amino acids. Gene Ontology annotation, cellular component: catalytic step 2 spliceosome. NCBI's taxonomy places the organism in Eukaryota, Fungi, Ascomycota, Saccharomycetes, Saccharomycodales, Saccharomycodaceae. Gene Ontology annotation, biological process: mRNA splicing, via spliceosome. Gene Ontology annotation, molecular function: RNA binding. The record is from RefSeq and is a predicted model, not a curated record. The transcript has a single exon.